Indicator indicator is the source of this 1995-nucleotide messenger RNA. RefSeq names its product ring finger protein 157 (gene RNF157). Gene Ontology annotation, molecular function: ubiquitin protein ligase activity. Lineage: Eukaryota; Metazoa; Chordata; Aves; Piciformes; Indicatoridae. The record is from RefSeq and is a predicted model, not a curated record. Gene Ontology annotation, biological process: protein ubiquitination. The coding region runs from base 1 to 1995 and encodes 664 amino acids. The transcript is spliced from 19 exons. Gene Ontology annotation, cellular component: cytoplasm.
AUGGGGGCUCUGACCAGCCGGCAAAACGCAGGGGUGGAGGAAGUGGAUAUCCCCGCGAAUUCCGUCUACAGAUAUCCUCCGAAAUCCGGGAGCUACUUUGCCAACCACUUCAUCAUGGGCGGUGAGAAGUUCGACUCCACCCACCCUGAGGGUUACCUCUUCGGCGAGAACAGCGACCUCAACUUCCUGGGGAACCGGCCCGUGGUGUUCCCUUACGCUGCUCCACCUCCUCAGGAACCUGUGAAGACCCUCAGGAGCUUAAUCAACAUCCGCAAGGACACCCUGCGCCUGGUCAAGUGCUCAGAGGAGGUGAAGACCCCGGGGGAAGAGGUCAGCAAAGCCAAGGUGCACUACAAUGUGGAGUUCACCUUCGACACGGACACCCGCGUGGCCAUAACCAUCUACUACCAAGCCACCGAGGAGUUCCACAAUGGGGUGGCAAGCUACAUCCCCAGGGACAACAGCCUGCAGUCGGAGACAGUGCACUACAAGCGGGGGGUGUGCCAGCAGUUCUGUGUGCCCUCCCACACCGUCGACCCCUCUGAAUGGAGCGAGGAGGAGCUGGGCUUUGACAUGGACCGGGAGGUGUACCCCAUGGUGGUGCAAGCUGUGGUGGAUGAAGGAGAGGAACACAUUGGGCACUGCCAUGUGCUGCUGGCCACCUUUGAGAAGCACAGCGAUGGCACCUUCUGUGUGAAACCCCUCAAGCAGAAGCAAGUGGUGGAUGGUGUGAGCUACCUUCUACAGGAGAUCUAUGGCAUUGAGAACAAGUACAACACACAGGACUCCAAGGUGGCGGAGGACGAGGUGAGCGACAACAGCGCGGAGUGCGUGGUGUGCCUGUCGGACGUCCGCGACACCCUGAUCCUGCCCUGCCGCCACCUCUGCCUCUGCAACACCUGCGCCGACACCCUGCGCUACCAGGCCAGCAACUGCCCCAUCUGCAGGCUGCCUUUCCGAGCCUUGCUUCAAAUCCGAGCCAUGAGGAAGAAGCUGGGGCCCCUCUCACCCACCAGCUUCAACCCCAUCAUCGCCUCGCAGACCUCCGACUCCGAGGAGCAUUCGUCCUCGGAGAACAUCCCCCCAGGUUAUGAGGUGGUGUCGCUGCUGGAGGCCCUCAACGGGCCGCUGACGCCCUCCCCGGCUGCCCUGCCCCUGCGAGCACUGGGGGACCCCCCGGGAGCAGGGACCCUGCCCUCCUACGGCAGCGAGGGCCCCCUGCCCCCACUGAGGGCCCUCUCACCCCUCGAGCGUCUCCCUGACUGUGGUCCUCCAGGGCUCAAGCUGAAGAAGAGCCUCUCCAAGUCUGUCUCACAGAACUCCUCCAUCCUGCCCGAAGAGGAGGAUGAGAAGUCCUGCACUGAGUCGGAGCUGAGGGUCUCCAGGAGGAGAUCCCCUGGACGGUGCGAGGAGGAAUGUGGUGCAACACCAGAGAGUGAAAACCUCACCCUGUCAUCCUCUGGAGCCAUCGACCAGUCCUCCUGCACUGGGACCCCUCUCUCCUCUACCAUCUCAUCCCCAGAAGAGCCCGUCAGCAGCAGCCUGGCUCAGUCCGUCAUGUCCAUGGCCUCCUCCCAGAGCCAGCACUCCCAGCUCAGCACCGACACUGUGUCCUCCAUGUCUGGCUCCUACGUUGCUCCUGGCACAGAGGAGGAGGAGGAGGAGGAAGGGGACAUGCUCCCCUCGCCUGUGGCUGCCAGUGCCACAGCCUCUGAAGGAGAGUCGACGCCUGUGGAGUCCCCGGACCUGAACUUCGUCAGCAUCUCGGCAGAGGAGCACGAUGCAGAGGGCAACGAGGUGCUGGAGGAUGAGGACGCCUCUCCCACGCAGGAAGACGGCCCGAGGACAGGCGCCCUCCUCGGUCUGAGGUGUGACAAUAACAAUGACUUGGGCAUCGCACACGUGAGGGCGCUGGACAAUAAGCUGUGCUCUGAGGCCUGCUUACCUGGCCCAGAGGCAGCCAACAACAACGUGCUGCUGCAGCAGGCACCCUGA